Molecule: messenger RNA, 2254 nt
Organism: Peromyscus maniculatus bairdii (prairie deer mouse)
Lineage: Eukaryota; Metazoa; Chordata; Mammalia; Rodentia; Cricetidae
Gene: Chrne
Product: cholinergic receptor nicotinic epsilon subunit
Biological process (GO): monoatomic ion transmembrane transport
Cellular component (GO): postsynaptic membrane
Molecular function (GO): acetylcholine-gated monoatomic cation-selective channel activity; transmembrane signaling receptor activity
Source: RefSeq, a predicted model, not a curated record
AUAUUUAGCAAAAUUAAAGAAAAUAGUCUAUCAUGUAUCUUAUUUUUGUGAGUCUAAAGUUUCCUGUCUAAUUUACCCUCUGAUCAUGGCUAGGGAAACAUAUAAUUAUAACUAUCUGGUCUUCAACUUCAUCAAGGACCUGAAAAGGAUGUAUUAUUACCUGCCUCUGUCUUGCAUGUGGCAAGAAAGGCGUAUCAGAGUCCUCACACUACACCUGGAGUCUCACCGUCUCCAUCUCGUUCUCUGAACCCAAGCUGUGAUGCCCUGGCUUUUCCCAUGAAUGUGUCAUCCAGUUUCUGUCUACAUGAGACUCCUCUUCCCUUACAUCAUCUUGUGUUAGUCCUCUGACCUGAGGCUUAUCAGAGUCCUCACAUUACACCUGGAGUCUCACCGUCUCCAUCUUGUUCUCUGAACUCAAUUGUGAUGCCCUGGCUUUUCCCAUGAAUGUGUCAUCCAGUUUCUGCCUACAUGAGACUCCCCUUCCCGUUACAUCAUCUUGUGUUAGUCCUCUGACCUGAGUACUCUAAAGAACACAUUGUUGAAGGACCCAGCCUGGAACCCCGCUGUUCUUCUCUCAGUGGCAGCUCCUCCUGAGGAAGGGGGCACACAGCACUCUGAGGCACCUUGGCCGGCCUGCCCCCCCAGCCUGUCAAAGCUCGGAAUAAUCCUGAGAACCAGACAGCAGGAUGGAAGGGACUCUGCUGAGCGCCCUGCUUCUCCUGGCAUUUCUUGGCAGGAGCCAGGGCAACAAAGAUGAGCUGAAACUGUAUCACCAUCUCUUUGACAAUUACGACCCAGGAUCCCGGCCAGUUAGGAGGCCUGAGGACACUGUUACCGUCACCCUCAAGGUCACCCUAACCAACCUCAUCUCACUGAAUGAGAAGGAGGAGACCCUGACCACCAACGUCUGGAUCGGAAUUGACUGGCAGGACUACAGGCUCAAUUUCAGUAAGGCCGAUUUUGCCGGCGUCGAAACCCUGCGGGUCCCUUCAGAAUUUGUAUGGCUGCCAGAGAUUGUUCUGGAAAACAAUAUCGAUGGGCAGUUUGGAGUGGCUCACACCUGCAAUGUUCUGGUCUACGAGGGAGGCUUUGUGACCUGGCUGCCCCCCGCCAUCUACCGCAGCACCUGCGCAGUGGAGGUCACCUACUUCCCCUUCGACUGGCAGAACUGCUCUCUCAUUUUUCGCUCCCAGGCCUACAGUGCUGAAGAGGUGGAGUUCGUCUUUGCGGUGGAUGACAAUGGCCAGCCUAUCGACCACAUUGAGAUCGACACGGAAGCUUUUACUGAGAAUGGAGAAUGGGCCAUCGACUACUGCCCAGGCUCGAUUCACCGCUAUGAGGGAGGCCCUGCGGGAGUCCCUGCAGAAACUGACGUCAUCUACACGCUCAUCAUCCGCCGGAAGCCGCUCUUUUACAUCAUUAACAUCAUCAUACCUUGUGUGCUCAUUUCUGGCUUGGUGCUGCUCGCUUACUUCCUGCCUGCUCAGGCCGGUGGCCAGAAAUGCACGGUCUCCAUCAACGUCCUGCUAGCCCAGACUGUCUUCUUGUUCCUAAUUGCCCAGAAAAUUCCAGAGACAUCUCUGAGCGUGCCACUACUGGGCAGGUAUCUUAUUUUCGUCAUGGUGGUUGCCACGCUCAUUGUUACGAAUUGCGUCAUCGUGCUCAAUGUGUCUUUGCGGACGCCGACCACUCAUGCCACAUCCCCUCGGCUGCGCCAAAUUUUAUUGGAGCUGCUGCCACGCCUCCUGGGCUCGAGCUCACCCCCGGAGUCUCCGCGAGCUGCCCCACCCGCGAGGCGAGCCUCGUCCGUGGGCAUUCUGCUCCGAGCAGAGGAGCUCAUCCUCAAGAAGCCGCGGAGCGAGCUUGUGUUUGAGGGGCAGAGAUACCGGCACGGAACUUGGACCGCGGCCCUCUGUCAGAACCUGGGUGCUGCAGCCCCUGAAAUCCGCUGUUGUGUGGAUGCUGUGAACUUCGUGGCUGAGAGCACACGAGACCAGGAAGCCAAUGGAGAGGAAGUGUCCGACUGGGUGCGUAUGGGGAAGGCCCUCGACAACGUCUGCUUUUGGGCAGCUCUGGUGCUCUUCAGCGUCGGUUCCUGCCUCAUCUUCCUUGGGGGUUACUUAAACCAAGUUCCUGAUCUCCCCUACCCACCAUGUAUCCAACCAUGAGCCUGCACCAGCGCCAGCCCCGGCCCUCCCCCUGCAAGAAGCCGGUUUUGAAAACGGGCUGAUAAUAAAUCCGUUUUGUGAACUUC